AUGGAACUUCAAAGUCCCAGACAAUUUCAGGUCCAAAAAGAAGGCCUGCUAUACAGUGGCUCAUAUGACAAAACAGUCAAAGCCUGGAGGGUCUUAACCAAAAACUGUGUGGAUUCAUUUGUGGCACAUGAACACAAUGUCAAUGCAAUUUUGGUGAAGCAAGAUGAUGGCUGUGUUUUCACUUGCUCCUCAGAUGGGUCAGUGAAGAUUUGGAGAAGGGUAUUUAGUGAAAACUCUCACACUCUCGUCAUGACUCUGAAUUUCCAAAACUACCCUAUAUAUGCAUUGGCCCUAAGCACUUCAUCAUUCAACUCCAAUUGUUUCCUUUACUCUGGUUCUUCAGAUGGAACAAUUAAUUUCUGGGAGAAGGAGAAAAUAACCUUCAGAUUUAACCAUGGUGGGUUUUUACAGGGUCACAAUUUUGCAGUGCUCUGCCUAGUGGCUGUGGAGACGUUGAUAUUUAGUGGGUCAGAGGAUACAACCAUUAGGGUUUGGAGAAGAGAGGAAGGGAGCUGUUUCCAUGAGUGUUUGGCUGUGCUGAAUGGGCACAGAGGGCCUGUGAGGUGUUUGGCUGCUUGUUUGGAGAUGGACAAAGUUGUGAAGGGGUUUCUGGUUUAUAGUGCAAGUUUGGACCAGAGUUUUAAAGUUUGGAAGGUCAAGGUGUCACCAGAAGAGAAGAUGGGGUUCAGUUAUAUGAAGAGGAGUUUUUCCAGGACUAAGGUUAGGGAUUAUGAGACUAGCCCUGUGUUGUCUCCUUCAUGGGUUGAGAGGAAGCUGCUUCAAAGGUAA
This is a messenger RNA of Prunus persica (peach), 789 nucleotides long. Its product is annotated as protein JINGUBANG. The record is from RefSeq and is a predicted model, not a curated record. NCBI's taxonomy places the organism in Eukaryota, Viridiplantae, Streptophyta, Magnoliopsida, Rosales, Rosaceae. Gene Ontology annotation, molecular function: protein binding. The transcript is spliced from 2 exons. Bases 1 to 789 code for a protein of 262 amino acids.